This is a messenger RNA of Cynara cardunculus var. scolymus (artichoke), 1290 nucleotides long. RefSeq names its product MORN repeat-containing protein 1-like. The record is from RefSeq and is a predicted model, not a curated record. The transcript has 3 exons. Lineage: Eukaryota; Viridiplantae; Streptophyta; Magnoliopsida; Asterales; Asteraceae. The coding region runs from base 1 to 1290 and encodes 429 amino acids.
AUGCGUCACAAGAAAUCAGGCCUUCAGAUCCCACAACCACCACCACCCUCCUAUUCCCAUUCAAAAACCCCUUGUCAAAAACCCAUUCUUCACCCACCACCAGAUUACGAUGAACAACUCCUCCCUUUCAAGAAAAACCACCCAUCAAAGGACCUCAUGAAUCCCCACCACCACCGCAACACUAACACCUCUUUAAGCUGUUGUUCAUCUUCUGAACCCCUUUUAGCCACCAAAGCAAUUGCUUUGAAACUGCUGCUCAACCUUGGUCAUGGGAAGAAGCUCUUUUGGAUGAAAGCCCCUUCAAGGCUUUUCAUCCUUCUCUCUUUGCCUUCCAUCUACUACUUUUCUUUAAACCAUCGUCAAUCUUUGUAUCUUUAUAUACUCUUCUUAAUGACCCUUUGCGUCCUUAUUUUAUCUUUUCUUAACCUUCCAUCAAUCCUGGCCCCAGUUUUGAACAUAGGUAGUAAUGCAUCAAAGACACGCCCCCCAGUUGUUUGGUCGAUUGGCUCAAAGAACAGGACCCAGGAAAGUACAAUUUCUGGGUUCUUGGUCAAGGUUUACAGCAAUGGAGAUGUUUAUGAGGGUGAGUUCUAUAAAGGCAAAUGUUCUGGAAGUGGGGUGUAUUACUAUAACAUGAAUGGGAGAUAUGAAGGUGAUUGGGUUGAUCAAAAGUAUGAUGGUUAUGGUGUUGAAACUUGGGCCAAAGGAAGCAGGUAUAGAGGCCAAUAUAGGCAAGGGCUGAGGCAUGGAUAUGGGGUUUAUAGAUUUUACACUGGGGAUAUGUAUGCUGGAGAAUGGAUCAAGGGUCAGUGUCAUGGCCAUGGGGUUCAUACUUGUGAGGAUGGGAGCAAGUAUUUUGGGGUGUUCAAAGGGGGUGUGAAACAUGGGCUAGGUCACUACCAUUUCAGAAACGGGGACAUGUACGGUGGGGAGUAUUUUGCAGACAGAAUGCAUGGUUUUGGUGUGUACCAUUUUGCAAAUGGACAUCGAUAUGAAGGAGGUUGGCAUGAAGGAAGAAGGCAAGGAUUUGGUAUGUAUACUUUCAGAAAUGGCGAGACUCAAUCCGGUCACUGGGAAGAUGCUGUUCUCAGCAUUUCAACUCCUCAAGACAAUGCCAAAGUUGUGAAAGCAAUCCAGGAAGCUAGACGUAUAUGUAAGAAUGCUGUUGGUGCUGCGAAUGUGGAGGUGAAGGUGAAGAGGGCGGUGGCAGCGGCUAACAGGGCCGCCAAUGCAGCAAGAGUGGCGGCGGUUAAGGCGGUCCAGAGCCGUGUGCACCGCCAGCAUGCAUGA